AUGGUAUGUCGAUUGGGAGUGUUAAAUUAGGGAGUCGAGGUGUAGAAAGGAUACUCCGAGAAUUUAAGCGAAAAGAGUUUAGUUUUGUAAAAGAAGCCCGUCAUCACGAUAUAUUUUUUAUAGGGUUGGGGUAGAGAUAAGGGUGUUUUUAACUCUAAUUUUUACUGUGGUGUGAACGGGUUACACUCAGGUUUAGAAGCUUAAAAGUAUAGCUAGGUGCUGUUUUUGUUUUUGAUUAUUAGAAACACAUAUGAAGUUCUCGUCAUGACGGGCAACUUAGGAGGUUACAUUUCUUGUGAUUUUUCGGAAAUAUUUUAGAACUUUUUCUCUUUUUCGGGAGGUGUUUGGGAAUUAAAAGAUGUGAGGUGCCGUAAAAGCAAUUUUAUAAGAAGUAAUAACUAGUUUUGCCAUUAAUCAUGUCGUCAUGACGGUAUUGGGGUACUUUUAUAUUGCUCAUGAGAUGAUUGACUUUCCUGUUUAAUUUUUCGCGUUUAAAUACAUUUUUCUUUCAGAAGUACGUCCAGCAUUGCCCUAUGGUUGAAGGGCAAGCUAGAGUAAAAGUUGAAAACAAAACAGACCAUUCCUUGAAGAUGCACAGUGCAAUUGUUUGGAGGUAGGCGAAACUUUGUUAACAAAAGCGGGUUUGGUUGAUGGAGGGUUAGAAAUCCGUUUGAGUUUGGAUUCGAACGAUGUAGCUGGCUACAUUCGUCGCCGCGGGGAUAUAGGGCUCGUGGUCUUUACUUUUCAUCGGCUCUGCGAAUUUGUUUUGCAAAAAGGCGUUCAGUAUGCCCUGCUGAACGCCUUUUGGCAAAAUCGGUUCAGCGGUUUCUUCUGUAAGAUAUUUCGUGAACGGGAAAUGGCAAAAGCCGUUCAUUUUGUGAAUUUUCGUUCUGUUUUUUUUUUGUAGAUUUCGAAACCGUCUGAACUAGUUCAGAGUCGGUUGAACUAGUGCAAAAAACCGAGGUCUUUGACCACGUGAACCUGUUCAUUUUUCUUUGAAAAUUUCGUAACCAGUGAGUUGGUUCAAUGUUUUGUGAAUCGAUUCAAACAUUGAACCCGCUUUCCAAUCGGCUCUGAACGGGUUGGACACCACACGUCAAAAUAAAAAGGGAAUUUCGUCAAAGCCGUGGCGAUCCGCGAAAUAACGAUUUGCGAUUGGCGAGAGGAAGAGGGCGCACGCACAAAAAGGAAGAGAGCGGUCAGAGAAAGAAGAAAAAAUCGGCCGUUGCUUUUCGCUGCGGCCCCUCACGAAAUUUCGUUUUUCUUCUAUUUUCAUUCUGACGUGCACCAGUUCAAACCGUGAACGGUUUUUGCAAAAAGGCGUUCAGAAUUUCCGCAAAACAAAUUCGCAGAGCCAAUGAAAAGUAAAGACCCCGAGCCCUAUAUUGAAAGCGAUUUUAUACGAAGUAAUUACCAGUUUUUGCCAUUAUUCAUGUCGUCAUGACGGUAUUGGGAUAUUUUUAUAUUGCUGAUGAGAUGAUUAACUUUCCGGCUUAAUUUCUCGCGUUUAAACACAUUUUUCUUUCAGAAUGACAUUUGGGCAUGCUUACGGUCGACGAGCUAGAUUGAUCGGAAUCGAAGAACAAGAUAGCCCAAGAAGAAGACAGCGAAGAACCGAGCCCUGCAUUCCAUGGUAA
Molecule: messenger RNA, 1637 nt
Organism: Bursaphelenchus xylophilus (pine wood nematode)
Lineage: Eukaryota; Metazoa; Nematoda; Chromadorea; Rhabditida; Aphelenchoididae
Source: the annotation of a GenBank genome assembly